UAUGAAUACUCCAUUUUUAUAAAUAGGUCCAACAUUUCAAUAUUAUAAUAAAAAAGAUGCUUAUGAACAAUUAAAGAAAGAGGUCUUCCUAAUAAAUUAGGGUUGCCAUUAAUUAUUGGAGUAAUGGGUUCAACAGGAUCAUGUGGAAAAGGCUCAUUAGAAGCAUUGUCAUAACUUUAAAUUACAUUGAUUAAUCCAGAAGAUUUAAAAAUAC
This is a messenger RNA of Paramecium sonneborni, 214 nucleotides long. NCBI's taxonomy places the organism in Eukaryota, Ciliophora, Oligohymenophorea, Peniculida, Parameciidae. The record is from the annotation of a GenBank genome assembly.